AGAAAAAGCACCCUGGAGGUGCAUCUUUAGUGGCUAAGAAGCUUAAAUUUGGGGCAAUUACAGUCCUUAAAACCGUUUAUACUGAAAAUAUGCAUGAACACAGUACAUUUUAUUAGCACAGGUCAAACUCAAAGCACCACACAUACAACGAUUCGGAUAAAUGUGCAACUUCCGGGAUAAAAACAAGAAUUGCGUCAAAUAUAUAUUUCCAAAACAAAUUUGUAGAAUUUAUAUUUUUUACACAAGACCCAGACCAAACUAAUCGAGCUCCACCAAAACAGCAGCUCAGUCUUAUGAAAUGACCGUCGAUCAUCCCACUGAGCAAAAAUGGCGGAUGGCAAGGAUCCUCUGAAACAACUGAGAGAUCUGACACAGCUCAAAAGUCAGCUAGAGGAGAUUCAGAGGCGAGUGGAGAACGAAGUGUCUGUGGGGAUUCCUCAGGGAAGCUCAGUGUUGGGGUCUCCGUUCCUGAAGGGCUUCCUGGCUGGCUAUGUUGUGGCUAAACUACGCUCUUCUGCUAUCCUUGGUGUCCUGCUGGGAACAGUCACUGGUAUAUACGCAGCACAAAGCUACCAAUUGCCCAACAUUGAAAGGGCGGUGAAAGAUUAUAUGAAUAGUAUGAAAAAAGGACCAAAAUAGUGUGACUGCUUAUGAAGAAGAAGAAAAACUGUUACAGCUGUGGGCUUGUGGUGGAUAAACUGGAUUACUUGUAUAAUAAUGUAACUGUCACUGGGCAGAGGAGUUUAUAAGUGGACUGGAUUUACAUCUGUAUUUAGGGGUCGGUUUCAGGAUUUGCAUUCUUUUAUAUUUUAUUUUGAACAUUUCAAAGCAUUUAUUUCAGUAUUGUUGCCUGGAGCAGCAAUCAAAUCCCUAUUUAGAUUCUCAAACACAUGUAAAACAAAGAAAAAUUAUACACCUGAGUUUAAUUAUGAAUGUUAAAAUAGUUGCCAUUCAUUUUACAAAUGGGUUAUUUUGCACUACCACUAGUAUUUGUUAGAAAUUAGAUGUUUAUUCAUCAUCAGUAAGGAUGAUUGUGAUCAACAAUGUUGGAACCAGUUCAGCGAGGGUUAGGAGACGGUGGUUGGAGAGGGUUCAGUGGAGUGUCCUCUUGGGUCUGAUGGUG
Molecule: messenger RNA, 1123 nt
Organism: Betta splendens (Siamese fighting fish)
Lineage: Eukaryota; Metazoa; Chordata; Actinopteri; Anabantiformes; Osphronemidae
Product: SLC35A4 upstream open reading frame protein
Exons: 3
Coding region: 328-639 (103 amino acids)
Source: RefSeq, a predicted model, not a curated record